Salvia miltiorrhiza (redroot sage) is the source of this 2987-nucleotide messenger RNA. RefSeq lists its product as uncharacterized. The record is from RefSeq and is a predicted model, not a curated record. Gene Ontology annotation, cellular component: intracellular membrane-bounded organelle. Bases 109 to 2844 code for a protein of 911 amino acids. The transcript has a single exon. Lineage: Eukaryota; Viridiplantae; Streptophyta; Magnoliopsida; Lamiales; Lamiaceae.
AAAAAAAAAAAAAAACUUCUAUUUUUGUAGGCAAAGGGGAAAAAUGAGUAAAAUAGGUGGAUGAUAGGCGUCGGUGAUCAGAAUUGAGGGUCGCCUCUUCCUUGAUCGAUGAUUCCACCGUCACAGAAUCCCAACGCUGCUCCACAAUUCCACUUGUCCCUAAUUUCCCAAUCCAUACCGCGAUUCGUCGCAUUGCAGUUCACGGCUGCCGCCCAUCUUUUCUUCCUCAUCUCCGCCGCUGCCGCUGCCGGGAUAUCCUACUCCGACCGUUGCGGCGACGUUGUGCGGGAUCAGCCUUUGCUUCCGGGCGACAAUCCCCCGCUUCUGAACCCUAGGUUCCUCGCUCUUCGCCACGCCCACGUCGAUUGCAAGACAAGCGACUGCCGCAAGGAUGGAAUCCCUGGUUCCCUGACCUUCUCCUCCCACAAGGCGUACCGGACCGCCAACGACGCCGUGUUCAAAAUUGAAGCGGUAUUGAGCCUGAACAAUGUCGGCCGCUCUCGCAAUUACACUCGGCGCGGGUUGCGCCUUGUGCAUUUCCGGCCGCCGCGGAUCCCGUUGCCUCCAGGUAAUUCCUGGAAUUCCGUCAGUUUUUCAUUGAAAGGGUUUUGGGAUUCGUUUUCGGGGAAGCUCUGCAUGGUCGGCUCUGGUUUUGGCAAACUGAGCUCCAAUCAUGUUGUUUUGAAGCUUGAUUACUUGAAUUCCUCCAAUAUUUUCAGUAGUUUAGUUAACGGCACUUUGGAGAAUGUGAAUGUGAGCGAAAGAGGUGGUUUUGACCUGAAAUUGGUAUCGAUAUUGGGCGUGAACUUGAGGAAUUAUAAGUACGAGUUGAUUGAUAAAGAGAAUCAAAGAAAUGUGUUUUCCUUGUUGGAUGAUAUGGCAAAUGUUUCUUUAGGAGUAGGGGAUUUGGGGCAGAAAGUGUGUGCCUAUGUUGUGUCUGCUGGAUUUGUUGAGCUGGAGUAUGAAAAGGAUUGCAAAAGUGGGAAUUGCAAUUUUCUUGGUAGAGCAAAUGCAGAUCUCCUGCCAAGUGUGAUGUACUUUAAUGAAAUUGAGUGUUUGGAGGAUGGUAGAGUGAGGUUCUUGUUGGGGUUUGGGGAUUCCGGGCAUAACGGAUAUCGUUUGCCAUUUGAACCAAAUAUGACCUUGGUUACCGAGGGGAGAUGGGAUGGAAAGGGAAAGAGGCUUAACAUGGUUGGUUGCCGUAUUUUUAGUGAUGGAGACGAGGGCUUUGUUGGGGAAUGUUUGAUCAGAGUAAGUUUGAGAUUUCCAGCUCGGUGGAGUUUGAGGGAGCGGAGCCCUGUUGUUGGUCAGUUGUGGAGUACUAGGAGUGCCAAUGAGUCUGGUUAUUUUGGGAGAGUUACCUUGUCAAGUAUAAAGAAUCGGCAUGUUAGGGUGACGCGUCUGAGGUAUGAGUACACAGAGAUUGACAAGACCAGGAGAUGUUGUGCGAAUAAGACGAUGCAGAAAGAGUUGGGGAGGAAGUACCCUAAUGCAUUAUCAUCUGAUAUGAGAUUUGACAUGGUUGCCCAGAAUCGGAGAGUGAAUGAUCUUUGGGGUUACUCUUCGCCACUUUAUGUAGCUAAUACGCCCUAUCAGUCAUCUCCCGUGUUUGGAAAGGGAUCCCGGCAAGAAAAGCAAAACAUUAGUGAUGCAAUCAUUAAUAUCAGCUAUGUACUGACUGUUGUAUCCUCUCAUUAUUUCAAGCUCAGCAAUGAACAUAUGCAAAUCAAAUCGUUCGACAUUUCUGCUGAAGGGACUUAUGACGCCGAAAGAGGGCAUCUCUGCAUGACUGGCUGCAUGCACAUUGGCCCGCCUAAGGCAAGAGUAGGGCGAAAUUCGUCGUUGGAUUGUGAGAUUUUGGUGGACAUACAGUAUGCUACACUUGAUGCAAGAGUUGCAGGUGUUGCGAAGGGAACCAUUGAAAGCAUGCGAGAAAAAUCUGACCAACUUUACUUUGAACCUUUUGAAAUAUUUUCGCAUUCAGUUUACGCAGGCCAAGCGAAAGACUCCAUAUGGAGAAUGGAUCUGGAGAUCACAAUGGUGCUGGUUUCCAACACGCUUUCGUGCAUCUUCAUUGGUCUGCAGCUGUUGCAUGUUAAGAGGCAUGCUGAUGUACUGCCCUUCAUUUCUGUGGUAAUGCUUAUUGUGCUCACAUUAGGUCAUUUAAUACCAUUACUCUUGAAUUUUGAAGCUCUCUUCACAACAAGCCACAACAAUAAGAAUGUUUACUUUGGUAGUGAUGGGUGGGUGGAAGUUAAUGAGGUAUUGGUGAGGGUAAUAACUAUGAUAGCUUUCCUACUCGAAUUUCGUCUCCUCCAAAUGAGCUGGGCUUCUUCAAGAUCUGGUGAUGGAAGCCAGAAAAACCUAUGGAUAUCUGACAAGAAAGUUGUAUAUUUGUGCUUGCCUUUGUAUAUUGCUGGUGCUUUAGUUGCUUGGUUCGUCCACCUAUCAAGACAGUCAGUUUUGAGGAGACAAUCUGUAUGGGGCGACCUCAAAUCCUAUGCUGGGUUGAUGUUGGAUGGCUUUCUGCUCCCUCAAAUUCUAUUCAAUUUAUUCUCCGAUUCCAAGGAGAAGGCUCUUGCCCCGUCUUUCUACGUAGGUACUACAUUUGUUCGCUUACUGCCACACGCGUAUGACCUCUACAGGCCGCGUAGUUCUAAUUGGUCGUUGAGUUACAUAUACGCGAAUCCAAGAAUGGACUACUAUUCGACUGCCUGGGAUAUCGUUAUAUCGGUUGGAGGUCUUCUAUUUGCUGUUCUAGUCUAUUUGCAGCAGCGGUUUGGUGGCCAAUGCCUUCUACCAAACAGAUCCACAUAUCAGAAACUCCCUGUGGCUACUCCAUAGAUUAUUAAAUGCUGCUAAACACAUUUCUUUCUUCUUUUUCUAUGUUUCCAUUUGGUAUUUUAGUUUGAUACUGUACAGAUAUUGUUAUCCUAUUAUUUGUUGGCUGUCUUAGAAUUGGAUGGAGAUUUUUUAGCUCAUCUAAA